UUUAUCAUAUCAGUUUAAUUUAUAAACAGUCACCUCUUAGAUAACGAUUAUCGGCCAUUUUAUUGGAGACAUAAUUUUGUAUGUAAAACGUAUGGCAGUCGGCUAUCUAAUAUUUUUAUAUAUCUGUGGAUGUGAUACAGCGUAAUAAUAAAUAAUAAUAUUAUGUUAAUAAAUUCUGUGGUAGCCGGUAGAUUAUCCGAUAAAUUGGUGAUCACUAUUAUCUCGCGAAGACGUGAAACCGGGUGCUUUGAAUUUUGAAAAUCCCGUGUCUCUAAUUCUCUAAACUCUAAACAAUGUGACUUUUCGUUUUUUAAAAACAUCCCGACUCUGCUCAUUAAGAGUUAUUCCGAAACAUUCACAAUUCACUCAUUUUUUACAUGUUUUUACGAUUUAAUUCAUUAAUUUAGGCCUUUCUGCGAUCUUAUUCUCAUCCAAAGCUGUAGUAGACACUGCUUGUAAAUUUAAAUAAUUUUCUAUUUAUUUCACAGCUCACUGUACCUGGUUAAUUUUGUACUUCAUUGAUUGUUCAUAUUUCAUAAUAUUCUAAAAAAAAAAAAGGAUUAUUAUGUAGUAUUUGUUGUGGUAUAUACUAUGAACAGUUUUAAAUGUUAUACCAUCAUUUAUCAUUGUGAAUCUUAUAAAAGUUCAAUUUCUGAAUUAUUUAGUGAGGAUUGUUCCGGUUAAACUAUUAUUAAAUUUAAUGUGUCACAUUUAAAUUGUUAUUUUUAUUACUAUUGCCGUUUAGAGUAAAUUUAUUACAUGAGUUAUUUGAUAUCUUCAUAAAUAUGUUGAAAUUUAAUAAUUUAAUUACCAAAUUGAAACCGAUAAACAAAUUAAACUUUAGAAGAAAAAUGAGCACAACAAUAAAUCCUAAACGUCAUGAACACAAUAUUGUGUGGUUUGAUGGUGAAAUGACUGGAUUAGACUAUAAUCGUCAUGCCUUGAUUGAAGCAGCUAUAAUUAUAACUGAUAAAAAUUUGAACAUUUUAGCAGAAAGUCCAAAUAUUAUUAUACAUCAAUCAGAUGAAGUGUUAGAAAACAUGGAAGAUUGGCCUAAAAAGCAACAUGCAUUAAGUGGCUUGACUGAAAAUGUUAGAAAGAGCAAUAUAUCAAUUGAACAAGCUGAUCAAAUAUUAUACGAGUUUAUCAAACCAUUUACUCCUAAAGGUUUUUGUCCGUUAGCUGGCAAUUCAAUUUAUAUGGAUAGAACUUUUAUUAGAAAAUAUAUGCCAAAACUUGAAAGUCAUUUAAGUUAUAGAUUAAUAGAUGUGUCUACUUUAAAAGAGUUGUUUAAACGCUGGAAACCGGAAGUACAUAAUGCAGCUCCAAAAAAAUCAUUUCAACAUAGAGCUCUUGAUGACAUUAAAGAAAGUGUCGAAGAACUCAAAUAUUACAAAAACUGUUUGAAGUUAUAAUUUAUCAUCAUGAAUUAAAUAAAUAAAAUUUGGUGAUACAAUUUGCACCAAAAUAAGCAUCAUUUA
Molecule: messenger RNA, 1481 nt
Organism: Melanaphis sacchari
Lineage: Eukaryota; Metazoa; Arthropoda; Insecta; Hemiptera; Aphididae
Product: oligoribonuclease, mitochondrial
Exons: 6
Coding region: 786-1415 (209 amino acids)
Cellular component (GO): mitochondrion
Molecular function (GO): nucleic acid binding; 3'-5'-RNA exonuclease activity
Source: RefSeq, a predicted model, not a curated record